GUUUAACGAAUCUAACACUGGUAAACAAGAUCCACCUGUGCGCCGAUUGAAUGUCUCUUUAAAAAGUUUAGCGACCGGAGUUGGCACUCCACUCAAUUGUGAUUUUUCUCGCCAUUGCUUUUAACCGAUCAAAAGAUCAGGAGUAUUUAGUACAUAAACUAUGGAUAAGGUUCAACAUCAAUCUCAUCCAUCGGUGGAGCCGAACCUGAGGCUGCGUUACUUGACACAGCUUGGAGACAGUAUUGAAAUUGAUGCAAACAUUCCAGCCAGAAGGUAUUUUCGAUCGGGCCUUGAAAUGGUCCGGAUGGCGAACUGCUACAGUGAAGAAGGAAACUUGGAGAGCGCUUUUAUUAUCUACAUGAAGUUUAUUGUCCUUUUCCUGGAGAAGAUUAGAAAUCAUCCAGAUUUGAGCUCUGUGAAACCGGUCGAUAGAGAAAUCAACAAGCAAAAAUUAAAGGAAGUCUUGCCAGUUGCUGAAAAAAUCAAAACGCAGUUACUUGUUCGAUUUACUGAAGAAUAUGAGCUGUAUAUGGCAAAGGUAGAAAAGAGAAGGAUUAUGGAGGAAAAGGCUAGAAGAGAAGAAAUGGCCAGAAAAGAAAAGGAGCUGUCUGAAAAACUGGCUGCGUUAGAAAUGAAGGAGGCAACAAAUUAUCAUAAGCAGCCACCCUAUGGCCCCAAAGAAAGCAAAUUAAUUGUUCCGAUCGCUCCUCUUCCAAGCGACAUUAACUACCCAAGCGAUCCAGACGCUCUGGAGGAUGACGAUGAAGAAAAAUAUGCAGCUGAGAGUUAUGACAAAAAUUUGGGUCCUAUGUAUCCUGUUCCAGACCGGUCACUUAAGCCUUCUAAACUGGACAUUCCAACUGGUUCAAUUCUAAAGCCCAAUGUAGACCGGUCAACAAAGCCGCUUUCACUUUUGAGCCCAUCCCUUCACAACCAGCUAGGCCUAAGAAAAGUCAUCAUUCCUUCGAAGCUAAUGCCAAAAUUCAUGAGUCUCGCGCAGAAGAACACAGACCAAAACACCGAAACAUGUGGUAUUCUUGCCGGAAGCAUGGUCAAAAAUCAACUCUACAUCACUCACUUACUUGUUCCAAAGCAAAAGGGCACGCCGGACUCAUGCACAACAAUGAGCGAAGAAGAAAUUUUCGACUUCCAAGACCGGCAAGAUUUGAUAACUUUUGGUUGGAUCCACACUCACCCAAGUCAGACAUCUUUUUUGUCCAGCGUGGAUUUGCACACCCACUGUUCUUAUCAAAGGAUGAUGCCUGAAGCGGUCGCUAUAGUCUGUGCCCCUCGUUACAAAGAAACUGGCAUUUACAUGCUGACCACCAAUUAUGGACUGGACUUCAUUGCGAACUGCAAGAGCACUGGGUUUCACCCCCACCCAUCAGAACCUCCCUUGUUCACCACUGCAGAGCAUGCGGUGUUUGAUGAUUACGCGCCCAUUGAAGUGGUUGACCUAAGACGAUGAUUUGAAACUUGAUGAGACAAAAGCACUCUAAUAGUAGGCACCGAGUUUGGUGAUGUGUAUGCUUUGGGCAAAUAGUGAAACGUUUUGACAAAAUGCAGUCCUUCUCACCUAGUUUGGUAUCAAUCAAAUCAACUAUUGGUUUAAAAACUUGAUAUUAUGAGCCUUCUUGCUUGUGAUGCUAAAGAGUUAUAUUACUGUAAAAACAUGUUGCUUAAUCUAUCUGUGCCCUGCACAGUCAACUAUAUUGUUGAAGCUAAUUUUCCGCAAAAUAAACAAUCUGAUUGCCAUCGCA
Cloeon dipterum is the source of this 1760-nucleotide messenger RNA. RefSeq names its product STAM-binding protein. Gene Ontology annotation, cellular component: endosome; membrane. The transcript has 10 exons. NCBI's taxonomy places the organism in Eukaryota, Metazoa, Arthropoda, Insecta, Ephemeroptera, Baetidae. Gene Ontology annotation, molecular function: metal-dependent deubiquitinase activity; protein binding; K63-linked deubiquitinase activity. Bases 161 to 1468 code for a protein of 435 amino acids. The record is from RefSeq and is a predicted model, not a curated record. Gene Ontology annotation, biological process: protein K63-linked deubiquitination.